Molecule: messenger RNA, 5606 nt
Organism: Cynara cardunculus var. scolymus (artichoke)
Lineage: Eukaryota; Viridiplantae; Streptophyta; Magnoliopsida; Asterales; Asteraceae
Product: callose synthase 11-like
Exons: 3
Coding region: 136-5418 (1760 amino acids)
Biological process (GO): (1->3)-beta-D-glucan biosynthetic process
Cellular component (GO): plasma membrane; 1,3-beta-D-glucan synthase complex
Molecular function (GO): 1,3-beta-D-glucan synthase activity
Source: RefSeq, a predicted model, not a curated record
CUCACCUUCCUCAAAACCUACCCACACGACAAAAUCUCCCAACAAUAAUUAAAAUCAAUUUGAAAUCGGAAAAUCGUAAAAAGGGUGGAUUUGAGAAGAUACCCAGAUCGGAAAACUGUUCAGAAUUCCAAUGAGAUGAAUUUGAGGCAGAGACCAGUACCCACGCGCGGCCGUGGGAAUUCCGACGCGCCGUCACAGGCGGCGAGGCUUGAGGAGCCGUAUAAUAUAAUUCCGAUCCACAGUUUACUUUCUGACCACCCGUCUCUUCGGUUUCCGGAAGUUAGAGCUGCCGCGGCCGCUCUACGCGCCGUCGGGGACCUCCGGCGGCCGCCGUUCCGAGAGUGGCGAGAUGGGAUGGACCUUAUGGAUUGGCUUGGUGCGUUUUUUGGGUUUCAAACCGACAACGUUCGGAAUCAACGGGAGCAUCUUGUCCUCCACCUUGCUAACGCCCAAAUGCGCCUCUCUCCGCCGCCGGCCAUCGUCGACAACCUCGACCAUGGUGUUCUCCAGCGGUUUCGCCGGAAACUUCUCCGGAACUAUGAAUCUUGGUGCUCUUUCCUCCGUAAAAAAUCACAGGUAAAAAUCGCACAUUUCCGGCAGAAUGCCGAGACCCACCGCCGGGAACUUUUGUAUGUAGCUAUGUAUCUAUUGAUUUGGGGAGAAGCCGGAAAUCUCCGGUUUACGCCGGAAUGUUUAUGCUAUAUUUAUCAUCAUAUGACUUCUGAUUUAAACAAAGUUCUCGCCGGAGAUCCAGAUAAUCCGCCGAUCUCCGGCGAAAACGCUUUCUUGAACAAGAUAAUUACACCGAUUUAUACGACGAUCAAAACCGAAGUUGAAAGAAGUCGGAACGGAAAAGCUCCGCAUUCGGCUUGGAGAAAUUACGACGAUAUAAACGAGUUUUUCUGGAGUCGAAAAUGCUUCAAGAAGCUGAAAUGGCCGUUGGAACUUUCGAGCAAUUUCUUUGUCGAUGAUCCGAAAACCGUGAAUCGAGUCGGAAAGACGGGUUUCGUCGAGCAAAGAACUUUUUGGAAUGUGUUUCGGAACUUUGAUCGGUUAUGGGUUUUGUUAUUCUUGUUCUUCCAAGCCUCGAUGAUCGUUGCUUGGCGAGAAACCGAGUAUCCGUGGCAAGCGGUUGAAGACCGAGAUGUUCAAGUUGAAUUGCUUACGCUAUUCAUCACGUGGGCCGGUCUCCGAUUCGGUCAAUCGGUUCUUGAUGCCGGGACGCAAUACAGUUUGGUUUCACGAGACUCGAAAUUGCUUCUUUUUCGAAUGAUUAUGAAAAGCAUGGUUUCGUUAACUUGGGCGAUGGUGUUCACUGUCUUCUACAUUCAGAUUUGGAUUCAGAAAAACUCCGACGGCGGGUGGUCGGAUGCCGCUAACGACAAAAUCAUCGUGUUUUUGAAAGCGGGCUUGGUUUAUAUCAUCCCGGAACUACUAGCAUUGCUUCUUUUCGUUAUUCCUUGGGUUCGAAACUUCAUCGAAGAAACCAAUUUCAUUGUUUUCGAUGCGUUAACGUGGUGGUUUCAUUCCCGACUCUAUAUCGGCCGAGGUUUACGCGAAGGUUUAGUUAGCAACAUAAAAUAUACGUUCUUUUGGAUCGUUAUAUUGCUAUCGAAGUUUUCGUUCAGUUAUUUUCUGCAAAUUAAGCCGCUCGUUGCGCCUACCAAAGCGCUUUUAAGCCUCGGAAGACUUCGGUAUAAUUGGCACGAGUUCUUCAGCAACACGAAUCGGAUGGCGGUUGUUCUUAUAUGGAUUCCGGUUGUUUUGAUGUAUUUAGUAGAUAUGCAGUUAUGGUAUACGGUUAUUUCAGCUUUUGUCGGAUCGGUCGUCGGUUUAUUCUCGCAUUUGGGGGAGAUUCGGAACAUUGAGCAGCUUCGAUUACGGUUUCAGUUCUUCUCGAGCGCGUUGCAGUUUAAUUUGAUCCCCGAGGAUCAAAUGAUGACUGCAAAAGAUAGUCUCGUUCAGAAGCUUCGUAACGCGAUUCAUCGGAUCAAGCUCCGGUAUGGGCUCGGUCAACCGUUCAAGAAGAUCGAGUCGAGUCAGGUUGAUGCGAGACGGUUUGCCUUGAUUUGGAAUGAGAUUAUUUAUACGAUGCGGGAAGAAGAUUUGAUUAGCGAUGAGGAGGUCGAGUUAAUGGAAUUGCCACCUAACUGUUGGAAUAUAAUGGUGGUCCGAUGGCCGUGUUUUCUUUUGUGUAACGAGCUCCUCCUGGCUCUGAACCAAGCGAUCGAGUACCCCCGUUCACCGGACCGUUGGAUCUGGUUCAGGAUUUGUAACAGCGAGUACCGACGGUGUGCAGUCAUCGAAGCAUAUUGCAGCAUUCGGUUCUUGAUACUCGAGAUCAUUCAAAAUAGAUCAGAAGAACACUCGAUUGUUACGAGAUUAUUCAUGGAAAUUGAUCAUUUUCUUGGGUCCGGCGAGUUUACGAAAGUUUACAAAACAGAAACACUCCCUCGGAUUCACGCACAGUUGAUCAAGCUCAUUGGAAUUCUGUUGUCGGCCGAUCAAAACACAAACAAACUGGUCGAUGUUUUGCAAGCUUUAUACGAGCUCACGGUUAAAGAACUCCCGUGGUCUAAGAAACCAGUGGCUCAGUUGAUCGAAGAAGGUUUAGCUCCCCGGAAUCCGGCCACCACUGAAGACAAUUUGCUUUUUGUGAACCGAGUUCGGUUUCCGAAACCAGACGACGUUUUUUUCUUUCGGCAGCUCCGGCGACUAAACACGAUCCUCACGUCUCGUGACUCGAAGCGGGACGUCCCGAAGAACCUCGAGGCUCGGAGAAGGAUUGCGUUUUUCAGCAACUCGCUCUUCAUGAACAUCCCGCGGGCCCCGCAAGUCGAGAAAAUGAUGGCGUUUAGCGUUUUGACACCAUAUUAUGAAGAGGACGUUCUUUAUAAAAAAGAAUCUUUACGAACACCGAACAACGACGGUAUCUCGACGUUGUUUUAUUUGCAGAAAAUAUACCAAGACGAGUGGGAUAAUUUUAUAGAGCGAAUGCGGGGAGAAGGGAUGAAAGAUGACGAUGAGAUCUUCAAGACGAAAUCGCGAGAACUUCGAGUUUGGGCUUCGUAUCGUGGCCAAACGUUGGCCCGAACCGUUCGUGGAAUGAUGUAUUACUAUCGGGCUCUUAAGAUUCUGGCAUAUCUUGAUUCGGCAUCGGAGGUCGAUAUCAAGCAAGGAUCGCAAAAUAUCGACUACCGGAUGGCCCCACGGGGUGCGAGGAGUUUAAACCGAGCCAUGAGUAGCCUCGGUGUGCUAAAAGGGAACGAGGUCGCAGCCGCGAUGAUGAAGUUUACAUACGUUGUUUCGUGCCAAAAAUACGGAUCCCAGAAACAAAAAGGUGAGCAGCAAGCGGAGGACAUUUUAAAUUUGAUGAAGAAUAACGAGGCGCUACGGGUGGCGUAUGUCGACGAGGUUCGGUUGGGUCGAGAUGAGGUCGAGUAUUAUUCUGUGCUUGUGAAGUACGAUGAUCAAUCAAAGAAAGAAGAGGAGAUUUACCGGAUCAAGUUACCGGGCCCGAUGAAGCUCGGCGAGGGAAAACCCGAGAACCAAAACCACGCGAUUAUAUUCACUAGAGGGGAUGCGCUUCAAACGAUCGAUAUGAACCAAGAUAAUUCAUUCGAAGAAGCUCUUAAGAUGCGGAACCUUCUGGAAGAAUUUACGAUCAGUCACGGGAUCCGGAAACCGACGAUCCUCGGAGUUCGCGAAAACAUCUUCACCGGUACGGUGUCAUCGCUCGCUUGGUUCAUGUCGACUCAAGAAAUGAGCUUCGUGACACUUGGCCAACGGGUUCUUGCGAACCCUCUAAAGAUCCGCAUGCAUUACGGUCAUCCCGAUGUUUUCGAUCGGUUCUGGUUCAUUACUCGGGGUGGAAUCAGCAAAGCGUCGAAAACGAUCAAUAUUAGCGAAGAUAUAUUCGCCGGGUUUAAUUGCACACUGCGGGGCGGGAAUGUGACACAUCACGAGUAUAUUCAAGUUGGAAAAGGUCGGGAUGUCGGGUUGAAUCAGAUCUCGAUGUUCGAAGCGAAAGUAGCUUCUGGAAACGGCGAGCAGGUUUUGAGCCGAGAUGUGUACCGAUUAGGCCACCGGCUCGAUUUCUUUCGGAUGUUAUCGUUCUUUUAUUCGACCAUCGGGUUUUAUUACAACACGAUGAUUAUGAUCGUGAUGAUAUACACUCUUUUGUGGGGCCGGCUUUAUCUCGCAUUGAGUGGGAUCGAGGGGGCCGCGAUGGAUAAUACCCAAUACAACAAAGCGUUUGGGGCCGUUUUGAACCAGCAGUUCGUGGUCCAGAUCGGGGUUUUCACGGCACUUCCGAUGAUUGUCGAGAACUCGUUAGAACACGGGUUUUUAUCGGCCGUUUGGGAUUACAUCACGAUGCAGCUACAGCUCGCGUCAGUUUUCUUCACGUUCUCGAUGGGAACCCGAAGCCAUUAUUUCGGUCGAACCAUUCUUCACGGUGGAGCCAAAUACCAAGCCACGGGACGCGGGUUUGUGGUCGAACACAAGAGUUUUGCUGAUAACUACCGGUUGUAUGCACGAAGCCAUUUCGUGAAAGCGAUCGAGCUCGGUGUGAUCUUGACGGUUUACGCUUCGAACACCCCGUUAGCGAUCAGCAACUUCCUUUACAUAAUUUUAAACAUCUCGAGCUGGUUUCUUGUUGUCUCGUGGAUCAUGGCCCCGUUCGUGUUCAACCCGUCGGGUUUCGAUUGGUUGAAAACCGUGUACGAUUUCAACGAUUUCGUGAAAUGGUUGUGGUACGGUGGCGGUUCGUUAGCAAAGGCAGAAGUGAGCUGGGAAACAUGGUGGUACGAGGAACAAGAUCAUUUACGAACGACAGGUUUGUGGGGGAAGUUGCUCGAGAUCAUUCUUGAUCUUCGGUUUUUCUUUUUCCAAUAUGGAGUCGUAUACCACCUCAAUAUCGCGAAUAACAGUACGAGCAUCGUCGUAUAUUUGUUAUCGUGGGUUUUUAUGAUCGUGGCUGUCGGGAUUUAUAUCAUUAUAGCGUACGCUCAAGAUAAGUUUGCAGUGAAAGAACACGUGAAAUACCGGCUCGUGCAACUUCUCGUAUCGUUUUUGAUCGUUCUUGUGGUUAUCUUGAUGUUGGAGUUUACGAAAUUGACGAUUUUGGAUAUGUUUUGGAGUAUUUUGGGGUUUAUUCCGACCGGAUGGGGGAUCAUAUCCAUCGCGCAGGUUUUACGGCCGUUUCUCGAGAGCUCGGUUGUUUGGGAUACUGUUGUAUCGGUGGCUCGGCUCUACGAUAUGCUGAUCGGAAUGUUUGUUUUGGCUCCACUCGCGUUCUUAUCUUGGAUGCCCGGGUUUCAAGCGAUGCAGACGAGGAUUUUGUUCAACGAAGCGUUUAGCCGAGGCCUUCAGAUCUCUCGGAUUCUUACCGGGAAGAAUAUCAACAUGGAGUCGUGAUAUCGAGGCUUCAGGGACAUCCGUGGAUCGGACUUAUUUUUGCAUCGAUGGGAGGUCGGAAGGUUGUUAUUUUCGUAUUGUUAAACGUUCGAUUCGAUUUCUUUUUUGACAUUACAUUAGUAGUAGUCGUUCGAUUUGUACAUAUUAGCGUAGAAGCUAUUUAUAAAUUCGAUCUUAUGAUUCGGCAA